CGUGUCACAUCUCUUUCUUUCUUUCAGACGAACUGAGAGUAGUGCUAGAAAAUUCUAGAAUAAAUGAAUGAUUGUGAAUUAAAUUAAUCAUAAUUCGACUAUCACUUAUUAAAUUAUAAUACAUUCAGUUUCGCAUAAUCGAUCGUUUCGUGCCAAAAGUGACUUUUUUUAAAUCAGAAAACUUCGUUCAUUUAAUUAUUCGUGACUGAUUUUCUACAUCAUUUUUACACACAUUCUCAGUGUUCAAAGGGUGAAAUCCAUGCUUUUCCCAAGCAACAUCGCUAUCGAUAAAAUAAUAUCAUUUUUGGUUGGUGAUUUUUGAAAUAAAAUAUGGUGAAGGAGACUACUUAUUAUGAUAUACUUGGAGUGAAACCCAAUUGUAACAAUGACGAAUUGAAGAAAGCUUACAGAAAGUUGGCUCUUAAAUUCCAUCCUGAUAAGAAUCCCAAUGAAGGUGAAAAAUUUAAACAAAUCUCGCAAGCUUACGAAGUGCUGUCGAAUGCGGAUAAAAGGCAGAUUUACGAUCAAGGAGGUGAACAAGCUUUGAAAGAAGGUGGUAUAGGUAGCAAUGGACAUUCACCUAUGGAUAUAUUCGAUAUGUUCUUCUCCGGAGGACCUUUCGGAGGCGGUGGUAGAAGAAGACGCGAACAUCGAGGCAAAGACGUAGUCCAUCAAUUAGCUGUUUCGUUAGAAGACUUGUACAAAGGCGCUUCGAGAAAGCUAGCUUUAGAAAAGAACGUCAUUUGCGACAAGUGCGAAGGCCGAGGUGGUAAGAAAGGAGCCGUAGAGACAUGUUCGAAUUGUCGUGGUACUGGUUACCAAGUCACUGUCCAACAAUUGGGUCCUGGUAUGAUUCAACAAAUUCAAAGUGCAUGUUCAGAGUGUCGCGGAGAAGGCCAACGUAUCAAUCCGAAAGAUCGAUGUAAAACGUGUAAUGGCAGAAAGACUAUUCGAGACAGAAAAAUCCUCGAAGUACAUAUUGACAAAGGUAUGCACGAUGGCCAAAAAAUCGUUUUCAACGGAGAAGGUGAUCAAGAUCCAGGCCUUGAACCUGGUGAUAUUGUCGUCCUCCUCGAAGAAAAAGAACAUCCUGUAUUCAAACGUACCCGAAAUGAUCUAAUACUUCGUAUGACCAUUGAUCUAGUUGAAGCGUUGUGUGGUUUCCAGAAAGUAAUACGUACAUUAGAUGAUAGAGAUUUGGUAGUUACUGUGAUACCAGGUGAAGUUAUUAAACCUGGAGAUGUUAAGUGCAUAGUAGGCGAAGGUAUGCCUCAUUAUAAGAAUCCGUUCGAGAAAGGCCGUUUAAUCAUUCAGUUCUUAGUAGAAUUCCCUCAAUCACUUCCUCCCGAAAAAAUUCCAAUGUUGGAGAGUUGCUUACCAGCGAGAUCAGAAGCUAUAAUUCCAGAAAACGCCGAAGAAUGCGUGUUAUUAGACAUGGAUUCGGCUUCGGAUAGGAAAUACGACCAUAAUCAAAGUGGUAACGCUUACGAUGAAGAUGAACCCAGCAUGGGAGGUAGUCGAGUACAAUGCGCAUCACAUUAAACAGAAACAGAAACAGAUCCGCUCCGUUUGAUACGCCAGCGAUGAUAAAAAACGACGCACUUUUUAUUUUAUUAAUUUUUUUUUUCUUCUCUGUUUUGUGUUUAAAUAUACAAUGUGAAUGAUUCAGUCGUCGUCAAACAUUCAUGAUGCGUAGUAAAGCUUUAAUUUUUUCCAAGUUCGCAAGCCGAAUGCAUUAUUACAACGCAGCGAGUGCUGCUGCCGAAACCAGAAUAAAAAUGUAGCGUUUUUUUUUUUUUUUUUUAAUUCUCCUGUAUUUGACCCUACGUACUUAUAUGUACCCAACUGUUCCCUUUUAUCGUCGUUCUCUUUGACUUCAUGUUUCGUUCCAUAGGUGUAUUUCUGUAUUACGUUUGUGAAAAUAAUAUGCAAAUUUACGUGUUAAUACUAAGGUUUAAUGUGGUUUAUUGUACCAUUACGCGAAAUGUGUAUUGACGUCGUUCUUUAUUAAAGUUUAAUCUUCUGACCGGGUA
Molecule: messenger RNA, 2033 nt
Organism: Planococcus citri (citrus mealybug)
Lineage: Eukaryota; Metazoa; Arthropoda; Insecta; Hemiptera; Pseudococcidae
Product: dnaJ homolog subfamily A member 1-like
Exons: 8
Coding region: 331-1542 (403 amino acids)
Biological process (GO): protein refolding; response to heat
Cellular component (GO): cytoplasm; cytosol
Molecular function (GO): Hsp70 protein binding; ATP binding
Source: RefSeq, a predicted model, not a curated record